Molecule: messenger RNA, 1768 nt
Organism: Chelmon rostratus (copperband butterflyfish)
Lineage: Eukaryota; Metazoa; Chordata; Actinopteri; Chaetodontiformes; Chaetodontidae
Gene: abhd14b
Product: abhydrolase domain containing 14B
Exons: 4
Coding region: 95-730 (211 amino acids)
Cellular component (GO): cytoplasm
Source: RefSeq, a predicted model, not a curated record
AGCGCUCACAUCGACUGCAGCUGGUUCAAGCCGAAACUGCUUCACUCUGCGACUCAGUCUUCUGCAAAUUACUGGAAGCUGUCAGGUAAAAAGGAUGUCGGCUGUUAAGAUGACAGAGGGGAGCGUGCAGCUGGAGUGCUGCAAAGCGCCGCUCUUCUACAGGCAGAGUGAACCCGCCUCAGGGGAAGCGAAGAUGUCCGUGUUACUCCUUCACGGCAUCCGUUUCACUUCAGAAAACUGGCUCAGCAUCGGCACGCUGGACACUCUGGCCAAAGCGGGCUGUCGUGCCGUGGCCAUCGACCUGCCAGGACUCGGCCGGUCUAAGGCAGCCAAGGCCCUGGCACCGAUUGGAGAGCUAAACCCAGCAGGCUUCCUGAAGGAGGUGUGCGAGCAGCUGAACCUGAGCUCGGUGGUGUUGAUCAGCCCGUCCCUCAGCGGGAGUUACUCCCUCCCUUUCCUCUUCCAGCACCAGGCCCUGGUCCGAGCCUACAUCCCCGUGGCUCCCAUCUGCAGUGACAAAUUCACAGCAGAGCAGUACCAGAGUGUGAAGGUCCCGACGCUGAUCGUUUAUGGUGACCAGGACACCGAGCUCGGAGAACUGUCACUCAGCAACCUGCGCAAUCUGGCCAAUCACAGCGUGGUGGUGAUGAAAGGAGCGGGUCACCCCUGUUACCUGGACGACCCGGACACUUGGCACAAAGCUCUCACAGACUUCCUUAAUACGCUGUGAAGCUCUUCGCUGUGUAUCAGUCACACAUAAGUGACUCAGAGAAGCCACACAAAUAAACACAUUAUUCAUUCAUGAGAAAUUUAGGCCACAGACGUCCUCCUGCAUGGCCUCAUUCUGGCUUUUUAAAUAGCGUCAGUAAUGAAACUGCAAAUCAAGUCUUUUCUAAUGAUGAGAGGAGACGAGGUGCAAACUUCUAAAGGAACAGUUUGACGUUUUGAGAAAUACGCUUGGAAGACGGUCUAUAUGCUAAAUAUGAAGCCACCGCUAUCAGCCAGCUAACUUAGCUUAGCAUAAAGACUGGACACAGAGGGAAACAUCUAGCCUAGCUCUAUCAAAUGGUGCAUUCAUGAUGUGUUAGAACAAUUGGAAAAUUAGUUCCCAACUGGGAGAAUUCACUUGAACGCCCCCGUAAGUCGAGCAACAACACUUUGGCACACGACUUGUUGGCUUUGAUGUCACACAUGCAGAAACAUGCCGGACUAAAGUAAAUGUUUGCUUGAUGUAAGAAACUUUUUUUAUCAAAUCAAAUCAAAAAAUGUAUUUGCAGAUGAAUUUUUUGCUCACUCGCAAUUUGUAGUAUGGUAUUGGGUUGUAAUGCUUAGCUGCGAUUAAUGAGAGACGUUAAUUGUUAGCAUUAAGCCUGAGAAUGCUGUUUCCAUAUUAUGACAUAGAACACACCUAGUUGAACUUCCAGAGCAGCACAUGAAUGCAGAUAUUUAACAAGUGGUAUCAAUCGUUUCAUCAUGGAAAGAACACAAAUUAGCGUAUUUACCAAGAUGUCAAAUUUUCCUUUAAUACCAUGAAAACUACUAUUGUAAUCUAAUUAGCAGUAAAGCUGUGAUUGAGCUGCUUCAUUUGAUAUAGAAUGAAAGGAAUCUCCGCCUUUAUCUGAUGGAAAAACAAACCACCACACGCUGAAAUGAAGUGAAAAAUAUGAACAUUAUUUAAUAACUGAUUCUCUGUAAUAAACAAUUUGAAAAUAUUUUACAAGGAGUCACAGACACAAUAUUUUACAAAUUUUGCCCUCUUUUUUUGUUU